AUGCAGUAUAACUUUCCUGAAGAUAAGAUAAAAUUGAUCGAAAAAAAUUUUAAUUUAAUAGAUGAUAACAAAGAUAAAAAAAUUAAUGAAAAUGAAUUUAAAACAUUAUUGAGAUUAAUGGGACAGACUAAAACGGAAAAGGAAUUUAAUACAAUUAUUGAAGAACAUUUUGAUGAUGAAAGUGAAGAAAAUGAAAAUAAUAAGAGUGAAAAUGGAAUAAAUAAAGAAUCUUUGAAAUUAGGGAAUGAUAAUCAUAUAAAAAAAUUAAACUUAAAAAUUAACAGAUCUAAAGAUGAAGUUAUGGGAAAUAGUAGAAAUAAUAUAGAAGACAAUACGAAAAUGAAUGAAUUAAUAAAAAAAAAAAAAAAGCCUAUUAAUUUUGAAAAAUUUUUGAAAUUAUUUAUGUUAACUUAUACUGAGCCUAUAUCAGUUGAUGAAUUAAUUAAAUCUUUUGAAAUGUUUGACAAUGAAAAAAGUGGAUAUAUAAAUAUGGAAAAAUUUAAAUAUAUUUUAACGAAUUGUAAUGAAAAAUUAAUUGAUACUGAUAUUAAUUUAUUUUUAAAUUCAUUUAAUUUUAAAGACAAAGAUAAAAUUGAUUAUGUUACAUUGUCUAAAAAAUUAAAAAACAUAAACUAA
Messenger RNA from Plasmodium gallinaceum, 636 nucleotides. RefSeq names its product calmodulin, putative. The record is from RefSeq and is a predicted model, not a curated record. NCBI's taxonomy places the organism in Eukaryota, Apicomplexa, Aconoidasida, Haemosporida, Plasmodiidae. Gene Ontology annotation, cellular component: myosin II complex. The transcript has a single exon. The coding region runs from base 1 to 636 and encodes 211 amino acids. Gene Ontology annotation, molecular function: calcium ion binding.